ACGUAAAAGAGAAGAGUAUAAGAAGAUAAUCUUAUUAGCUGCUGCUUGUGUUGUUCAUAUGGUCAUUGGUGUAGUGACAUGGUAUCAUAAUAACUAUUUUGUUAAGGAACCAACCCGUAAUUGGGAACUAGAACGUCAGAGCUUCCUUAAUCGUCUUUAUAGAGGAACAAAUAAAGAUUGCAUUGAACAAUUGAGGCUUAGUAAAAAUGCAUUUUUUAACCUUUGUAGAAUUUUACAAGAAAAGGGUGGAUUAGUAAGAACAAGAAAUAUUCCAACAACUGAAGCAGUAGCAAUGUUUUUACAUAUCCUUGCUCACAACCUAAAAUAUAGGGUAGUGCAAUUUAGUUAUUGUAGAUCUAAAGAAACCAUAAGUAGGCAAUUCAAUGAUGUCUUGAGAGCGGUAAUGAAAGUGAGCAAAGACUAUUUGAAUUUUCAACCCUGUACUUUAGAAGGUGCGGAAGCAAACAAGUGGAGAUGGUUUGAGAGAUGUAUUGGAGCACUUGAUGGGACUCAUAUUCCGGUUACAGUUUCUCCUGAUGAGAGACCUAGAUAUCGUAAUAGAAAGGGUGAUGUCUCUACAAAUGUGUUAGCUGCUUGUGGUCUAGAUUUAAGGUUUAUUUAUGUGUUACCUGGGUGGGAAGGGUCUACAGGAGAUUCUCAAGUAUUACGAGAUGCAUUACGUCGUCAAAACAAACUUGAAAUUCCAACUGGUAAUAUUUCUUAGA
Glycine soja is the source of this 725-nucleotide messenger RNA. RefSeq lists its product as uncharacterized. The coding region runs from base 59 to 724 and encodes 221 amino acids. The transcript has 2 exons. The record is from RefSeq and is a predicted model, not a curated record. Lineage: Eukaryota; Viridiplantae; Streptophyta; Magnoliopsida; Fabales; Fabaceae.